CUCGGUCGUUCAUGCCUUCUCUCGUAUAGAUAUACUCUUCUUCUCCGCUGCAGGCGUUUAUAAUUAGUACUCAACUAAUCGAUCGCUUAUCGAUUAACUUACUGCUAUCCUAGUAGUUGUCCGCUUGAUAUUGUUUCCGCUGCUUGAAUCUUGAGUAUUUGAUAAGACUCUCACAACAAGGAGGAACGAUGUCGGUCAGUCUCCUGGUUGAAGAUGCCACUGCUGAGAUCCAGCAGCAGGUUGCUGGUGAACAAGCUGCUCCUGUUGUUCCUAACGAGACUCUUUUAGGAGAAGGCGAGCAUGCUGCUGCUGCUGUUCCUCCGUCGGUGGAGGAUGUGGUCAUGGGUGUUCAGAAUGAAGAAACUGCUCCUGCUGGUGAGCAAACAACUUCUUCUGCCAAACCCGCAAUGAAGAAAAUGGGUCGUGCCAAAGCUAAGGCUGGCGCCCAGUCUGGUGCUGCUUCGUCGUCUUUGGCUGCUCCUGGUAUUGUUGCUGAGGAAGUUGAGGAAGAUGAAGAGCUGAGUCCGGCAAAAAAGCGUGCUCGCGCCAAAGCUGCCAAAGAGAUGGUACUACUUUUUUUGGUAUAUUGGAAGGUGUGCAAAAGCGUAAUUCUUCAUUUUAGGCCGGUAUAUGGGAGGUAUAUGGCGAGGUAUAUUGCAAAAGUCAGGGGGUUGGGUUUCUAUUUGAAAUUUACAAUAUACCUCGCAUAUCCCUCCAAUAACUUCGGCAUAUGCUUAGCCAUAUACCUUCGCAUAUACCUCCUAAAAUUGGUGUCUUCAAUUCACUUUUAGGCUAGUUGAUGUCUCCGAUCGUGUUUCCAUAUACCUUCCUAUAUACCAUCCAAUAUACCUAAAUUUUGUAACAAGAUCGAUGAUCGGCCUGUCUGCUUUCGAGUGGUCAGGUCGGUCUAGUUUUAGUCUUAAACAUUCAGUGUUCUCUUUCCUCCUCGAUGGGUAUACAAGUCACAAGAUUGCAACUCCUUCCUAACUUCUGACCACAGCCUCACUCACUUUUUUCUGCUAAAGAUAAGAGCUAUCAACCCCUCUCAAAUCCAUCACCACAGCAACAAGCGUGCUCGUCGCAAGUUGAAGACCCGUGCGACAUUAUCACGAUCAAGAAGGGCGGCAAUGGUCGCAACAAGAAGUCUGCGGUGAGUCUGAACUUUACCCUGGAGCAGCUUCAGCAGGUCGCCUUGAACAAGAUCACCAACAAGCAGAAAUCGGCCAAGUGGAACCUUGGCGUGAAGGAGUUCAACUUGUCGUGCGAGGCGUUUGGCGUUCGUGAGUCGGCUAACCCGAACAGUAGCUCCACGUUCAUGAAUGCGGUCGAGUACUUGGCCAUUGAGGUGAGAGCUGGCCUCGAGGAGAUGAUGAAGAAGAAAGGAAAGUCCGACACUUCCAACCUUGUCAUCAACGCAGAAACUUGGAACUUUCUCUACGACACGAUGGUCGACGAAGUGAACCGUCGCGAUGGGCAUCAUAUUCGCACUUCUUUGAAGGAGCGAAUCGACCGCAAGAUUGGAGCAGUGCAAAAAAUGGCAAGCAUCUCCGACUGGUGUUACAGCCAUGGGGUAGCAGUAGGCGCUGGUGGUUUUUCGGAGCGUCCGUUUCAGAUGGACAUCGAUCUGCUCAACGAGGAUCGCUUCAUGUCCAGUAACUUGUGCCAAGAUGAAUCUGUUGCCACUCACAACAUGGACCGCCAGACGCCGCUAUGCAGUCCGGGUGGAACUUUGUAUGCAGCUGGUCAUCCUGUUGGCCACCUAGCUGGUAGUGCUCCAGAAUUAGAAGGUGCUGAGCUUGAUGCUGGUGAAGGAGCUACUUCGUCUUCUUCUACAGCAAAUGUGGAGCCAGAUUUCUUGUCGAUGAUUUUGGCUGCUGAUGCGAAUGCGCUCAAGGAGAUGGCGAAGAACGAGACAGCAACAACUUCUACUACGAGCACGGCUACAACCGCCCGCGUUGUUCAAGCGAUUGACAUCGACAUUCAGUACAUGCUGAACUACCGCGAGGCCGAGGCCAUUUUGAAGGUGUUCCGAGGAAAGCAGGCGGAAACUGCACAGCUUUGCAAUGUCGUUGAGUGCGUCCGUGCUGGUACGAAGCACAUGACCGAUUUGGAUCUCGGUACUUAAAUUCUAUAUUUGUACUUAUGCCUAUGGUCUUCGCAUGAUCUAUCAGCAACUUCUCACUUUCAUUUAUUUGAGUAUCGAGUGCUGUUGUAGAUCCACUAUAGCGAGAUCCAAGAAUUCUCAGCCAUCUUCUUCCCUGGGAUUCUUUCACAACUAUGAACCACAGCAAACCAUCUCAAUUCUCUCACAGAUCGACACGGCGAAACCCCUUACUCCCGCCUCGCUGUUUGGUGCAAUGACCAGCUGGAAAAACGCAUGAAGAAGUCCACCCUGAAGGCCAUGAAGUUUUUCGAAGCGUACUAAUUCUUAUUAUUUUAGUUUUUAUCUGGAUGAUGAUGAUUCUACGAACUUGUUGCUUCUUAUUUUACGUCCAAAAAAUGAAAACAAUCCUUCUACUUUUUUGAAGAUGGUCGUGGUAGCUUCGAACCAGCACGCUAUCCCCAUAUCCGCACAAGGCUCGCAACAACAUCGUCCCCAUCUCCUUACUUUCAGGAACGAAGAGAUGUUUGCUGUCACUGCUCCGAAUUUGUGUGCUGCAGCGAAAAUGGUGGAGAAGGUCAAGAUGGCUGCGAAGCGUGCUGCCGAUUCUAACGAUGCGGAUUUGGAAGGACCUGAAGAUGAUCCUGAUCAUGUUGCUUUUGGCCUCGCUCUGCUACAGGAAGCUGCUGCUGCUUUGUCUUGUACCGAGAUCCCUCUCUUCGCCGCCAUGCAGACCCGUGUGAAGAAGAUGCUGGCUGACACGCAGCUGGAGGAAAACCUUGACGCGGUACUUCCCUUUGAGUACUUUUCUAGCCUGUCCGAUUUGUUACAGCGUGUUUCUUAGGUGUUUGAUAUCUCUACUUUUUCGCUAAAAUUUUGAGAAGGUUCCAAAGAAGAUGAGAGUAGGGCUGAGCUUUUUACCUGUAACAAGGAGAGAGCUUCAAAGACGUCGAUCAUCCUUUUCUCGAGUGACUCCGACCGAUGUCCGUACAUUCAUAAACUCUCUCAACAUCUUCACCCACAGGCGUUCCAGCGUUACGCCGGUGCCAGCGAGUUGGAGCGUGACAUCACUGAGUUGGAGCAGGUCCUUUCUGCUGAGCGUGCAGGUGUUCCCGAUCAGGAUUCCUUCUGGAAGGCGAUGGGCCGCAUCGCUGUCAUCUAUGAGAUCAUUCCGUCUGGGCAGAAAGUGAUGAUCUCCAUUUUGACUGGUAUCGGCGACCUGCCGCAUUGUGGCUUCACUGCCGAAGAGUUGAAGCGCGCUCGCACGAUGCGUUUGUAUGUAGAAACGCGUACUGAGGGCUGGGAGAAGCUGAAGAAUGAUUGCACUGUGGAUUGGAAUUUGUAACGUUUCUGUUAGAUCAUUUUGUCUCUUUCUCUCUUCGAAAAUUUGAGUGCGAGAGUUUCUUUGAUAUAGUUGUCUGCUCAUUUACCUGCUCUCUAUUCGUUUCCAAGACGUUAGCACUUUUCUCGGCUCUCCAUCUCUUCACUUCUGGGAUUCUUUCUUUUUCUUUUCGUUUCUAGUGAUAGAUCUUUCAUAUUACGACCUCUUUCUCCUUCGUCUCUUGUAAUGGAUUGAACUAAAAUCACAGGUUUACUGUCUCGGAGGCAUUUGGAAACUUGAUCGCUUCGAUGUUGACAGCCGACCGCGAUGAGCUCAAGGGGCUGGUCUAUGACAAGAACGAAGAGCAGCUGAACCUUCUCCGUCAGUGUGCUUCUUGCGAGUUGGAGAACUUUGACCAGGUCAGCUGGGUGUCUGGUGGUGUGAAUGACCAAGCAAAGAAACAGAUGGUGGCUCUUCUGGCUGGCACUGAUAUCGACUAUGAGGUCUUCCGUUCCAUCUACAUGAAUGCGGACGCUGAGGAGAAUUUGGUGAAGAAGCUCAUGAACAAGAUCAUCACUGAUCGCAAGAUGGAUGCAGAGAAGGCUUCCCAAUUGCUGCCCAAGCUGAAGCAGCUCUGCGAGAAUCAAGCGGGUAUAGCUUAUUUCUUUUUCGGUUUUCUUUGCCUAGGAUUGAUUCGCGUGGCAAUCAUCUUGAUCAAAGUUUUAAUGUGCAACUUCUUCAUCGGUCUUCUCUCGUCCCCCUCUCAAUAUCAUCGACCUCGUCUCUUAGGUUCUGCGACUUGCAAGAAGAUCGACGAACUGCUGGAGGGAAUUGAGUGGCUUUUGACUGAGAGCAACUGGAAUCUGUUGAAGACGUUGCGUGCCAAAAUUUUCCGGGAGAAAGCCAAGUCGGCUGCAAACGCGUCCGACAAGUAAGAUGCGAGUUUGAUACUCAAGAGCGAAGCAGUGUAAAAGCUCGCCAACGUGUUGGGCCUUUGGCCAAUGCAGACGUCUUCUAGGAGCAAAAAAGGAGACGGGUCUUGGUGUGGGGCUCGGGUUCGUCUGUUCCAAAAACAGGCGCUCUCGGUCCGCCAGGACUAAGAAAAAGCUUCUGCUUCUUCAUUAUUUUCAUGUUCUUAAUGGGUUCUUCAGUUCUUCUUUCAUAAAUUUUCGAAGUGAAUUGAUCUAAAUUUAUAUUGAGCUUUACCCUGUGAGUACGUAUCAUCAUUAUAUGAAUAAAAUAGAGCCACCAUCACCAAUCCAUCAAGUCGCGUCGCGGUUUUAUAUCGUGUUCGGGCCUCUGUUGGGACGAAAGUAAAGAAGGCAGAGGCGAAGCCUGUCAACAUCUCCGACGAAGGUCGGAAAUUUUUAACGAAAAAAUCUCUCAUCAUGCUAUAAGAAAUUUUUUUGAUAUUUAUUCUAUUUGAGUAUCUACAUAUAAAAGAUUACGAGAAUCAACAUCAUGAAUUACAUACGAAUCAGGGCACCUGGCGCGCCUCUUCGGAGGUUUUGACUGAACAAAUCCCCACAACAGCUUUUCAGGGCUUCGUCGGUUUCGGCGAAGUCCUUAUUAUUUGAACGAAGACCCAAAACAGUAAUCCCGUAUAUGAAAAUAAAGUAAUUUUAGAAUUUGUCAUGAAUGCCGACGCUUUUUGGAUCUCGAUGCACUUCCGUAGCGGUCAGCGCCUCAGCCAGUCGGGCACU
Amoebophrya sp. A25 is the source of this 5125-nucleotide messenger RNA. NCBI's taxonomy places the organism in Eukaryota, Dinophyceae, Syndiniales, Amoebophryaceae. The record is from the annotation of a GenBank genome assembly.